Molecule: messenger RNA, 1204 nt
Organism: Cuscuta campestris
Lineage: Eukaryota; Viridiplantae; Streptophyta; Magnoliopsida; Solanales; Convolvulaceae
Source: the annotation of a GenBank genome assembly
UGGCCCAAUUGUCUAAAUUCCCAAAAAUUAAAUAUAAUCCCUUAAAAGUCGUGAAGCGCCGUUCAGGAGCAGAGACCGAGAAGCAGAGCCGAGCAACUGAAGCCAGAAGGCGUGAAGCGCCGAUCAGGAGCACCGAGCAGACGAGCACCGCCGUCGCCCGUCCGCCGCGUCGCCUCCAGUCCGCCACAGGCCCACAGCGUCAAUCGUUCAAACCUUCAAAUUUCAGGCUCUGAUCAAUCCAGUCCUAUUCCACCUGGCGAUCCAAUCCUUUAGCAGGCAAACCAUGGCGGAACCAAAGCCUGUAAUAGGGCUAACGUGGGAGCCGAAGCUGCCCGGACUCCCAGUCCCUGCCGACAAGCAUAAGCUCCACCAUUCCAAGCCCCCUGAAACUACUAGCUCUGCCCUUUACAUGCCCCGUUCGGAGCUGGUCGAUGGUCUCUUCGUGCCACCUAUAGAUCCCAAAAAGCUUAGGAUUUUACGCCGCAAAGAGGUCAAAGACACUACUGGGAAGAACUGGUUUGACAUGCCUGCUCCAACUAUUACUCCGGAGCUAAAACAUGAUCUUGAGAUAUUGAAGAUGAGAGAUGCUUUAGAUCCAAAGAAGCACUAUAAAAAAGGCGCUUCAAAAUCUAAAGCACUUCCCAAGUAUUUCCAGGUGGGUGUUGUGAUAGAGCCAGCAUCGGAAUUCUAUUCCAGUAGACUUACCAAGAAGGAGAGGAAGGCAACCCUUGCAGAUGAACUGGUUUCUGAUGCCCACCUUGCGGAAUAUAGGAAGCGAAAGGUUAGGGAGAUUGAAGCACAAAGGCGGCCACAUGUUGUGGCUAAGUGGAAGCACAAAGCCAAUCAGUCGGGGAGGCGUACAAAGCCAAAGCGGCAUUGAUCAGACCAAACCUUUCCUGCUCUGAUGAGCUUAAACUUCAUGGCUUUGAUUUGAACUGGACAAGUUAUAUAGAACUUGUUUUGCCUAUGGCUUCUGUUAUGAUGUGCCCUAACUUCACAUCAAACAGGUGAAUUUUUUGACUCUAAAAAAACACUUAGGAGUUUGUUUUAGUUGUACUGUUGUUUUAACUCCAUAUAUUAGACACUUGAUAUGUUUUCCUCUGUAAUAAAUUUCUCCUGUCCCAAAAAAGUGCGCUUUAUUUUUUUUUAGAUGUUUGUGCCAAUUUGUUGUGCCUGUUUCGUCUUAUAAAAGCAUUACCCCUGU